CACAGGCAGAUGCAACAAAAUGCUGGCGGUGAUCAUGAGGUUCGACCUGUGCAAUAUUCUGCGCAGAAUGCAUCGUCAUCUAGACGUAUGCGGAUGCCACCUCGUUCUGUGACAGACAUUCUGGCCGACCCAACAUCUAACAACUUGAAGACGUCUUUUGGACACAGAGGCUCAGCCACAAUGGGCAUCAUUUAUGCAAUCUAUAGAUGGUAUAUUCCGCGUCUGAACAGACAGAGCGAUCGAACGCACCUAGAGCGCUCGCUCGAGACGGAAAUAAGGCGACGUGUACAGAUAAAAACGAGCUCACGGACGUUGCUUAUCAAACAGCUGUAUGGUUGCUCCAAUCGGCUGCAGACGUCGACUGGUCCGAGUUCUCUCGGGUCCGUGCAAAUGCCAGUUACGCUAGACAGAUCGCCGGCAGGAAGAACGAGGAGCAAAGGAAAGGCUUGAAGACUACUCACGCGAGCGUCUUCCCAACCUGCAAGUACAAGCCGUCCCCCAUACUGGCGUAUCUUCACUCGGAUCUCCACCUACACCGACGUGCAAUGCAAAAAUGGAAGAGACUGUCAGAAGAUGAACGUCAUGAAGCCGAAUGAGAGAGUUUGACGGAGCAAUGUUACGGAUAGCAUCGCUGUGCAGCGAAAUACGAAGCACAGUUGUCGGAAGUUCCAAGAGGAUAGAACUGGACUUAAAGGAUCCGGACAGAGCUCAUACUCCUUGGUUUCCAGAGGUAUCAUAAUGAACGAUUGCAUGUAUAUGCCGAAAGCCUCCUCCACGCAGCGAUCAUUGCUACCAAUGCUCCCAUUCCGUUAAAGUUGUAAGCCUUUUGAAGAUCAUUUUUUUCAUGGAUUUAUCAUACUUUGAGGCAUGAACCACUUUAUGGAUAGCUGAUACAGCACGCAGUGGAAUAUACAAGUGUUAUUCGUUAUUUAUGAGGCCAUC
Laetiporus sulphureus 93-53 is the source of this 942-nucleotide messenger RNA. RefSeq lists its product as uncharacterized. The transcript is spliced from 5 exons. Bases 207 to 596 code for a protein of 129 amino acids. Lineage: Eukaryota; Fungi; Basidiomycota; Agaricomycetes; Polyporales; Laetiporaceae. The record is from RefSeq and is a predicted model, not a curated record.